Symbiodinium sp. CCMP2592 is the source of this 846-nucleotide messenger RNA. NCBI's taxonomy places the organism in Eukaryota, Dinophyceae, Suessiales, Symbiodiniaceae. The record is from the annotation of a GenBank genome assembly.
AUGGACAGCUCACUGAAAGACGUGGGCCUUGAUUCUAUGUGCCCGACCCACUAUUCGAGGACCACGUCGGAUUUCAUGUGUAGAUACACACGCAAAGCCGAGCUCGCCAUCAAGCAGGCCCUCGGCAACAUGGGGAUCAAGUCUGUGGCAAUACUCUGUGAUGCCUCGCCAAAAGCUAAGAUGGAUGCUCUCCGGCCGAAGGCUUUGAACAACAUCCGAUCGGAACGGUUGAGCAGCCGGCAAGAACUCAAAGCCCUCGGGAACGUGCUCUCACACGUCAACAUCAGUUUGGACGACCUCUUCCCGACGCAGCCGCUGCUCCCAGCGAAAGAGACUGAAACCCGCGAGCUUUACAAGCUGAAAUCCGCCGCUAUGCCCUUUCUGUUCGACCGCGAGACCGGGGCGAGCCGAUGGGACGUCCCCAUACACACGGCCCACCUGCGAUUAGUGGUAUGCCCCGACCAAGGAGGACCGAUGUUUUGCUGCUAUCAGUAUCUGGCUCACCUCGGAGCCGCUGUCUCUUUGGUGAGAGACGAGCUGAAUGACUACUUUAUGUGGCUGGCUCUUCAGGGCCAGGAAGCCACGCCCGACGAUGUGCUCAUGGAAAUGUUUCAGCGGGACAUACUCAAAGAGAACUGUAUGGAGGAGACACCGGACCGGCAGCUGAACUUCACGAGGGUGGUGGAUAUCCUGGGCAAAACAUGCAAGUUUAAUGCCGAGACGUUUUCGUGGUCGAGAUGGUGCUCCUGGGCCCACACCUCAAAAAGAUUUCAGAUGAGUGCGACUUUGCUCCUUAUCCUGUGGUCGGCUAUGGAGGCCCCGGCUCUAGGUCCUAAUCAGUCCUAA